GUUUUUCCUAGAAGUUCCUCACACAAACACCAAGCCGAAGUUCCUUCUUUCGCUCUAUAUUUCUCAUGCCUGCUCAGCGGAACAAAACCAUGGCCUUAGCUCUCAUGCUUGCCGCUCUACUUGUAUUGUGUUUUGGCCCCUGCUCAGCUGAGCUUCAGCGAUUUGAACAUGCACCCAAAGCCGAUGGAUCCCUUAGCUUUUUGGUCGUCGGAGACUGGGGAAGAAGAGGACUCUACAACCAAACUAAAGUUGCUCACCAGAUGGGAAUAAUUGGAGAAAAGCUGGACAUUGAUUUUAUAAUCUCAACUGGAGAUAAUUUCUAUGAUAAAGGACUAACUGGUGUGGAUGAUGAUGCAUUUUUUGAGUCGUUUGUUAAAAUAUACACGGCUCCAAGCCUCCAGAAACGGUGGUACACUGUUUUGGGAAAUCAUGAUUAUCGGGGUAAUGUUGAGGCUCAAUUGAGUCCAAUCCUUAAAGAAAUAGACAGCAGAUGGAUUUGCUACAGAUCUUUUAUUGUUAAUUCCGAAAUUGUAGAAAUAUUCUUUGUGGAUACCACUCCUUUUGUUGAUAAAUACUUCACAGAGCCAGAGGGCGAGACAUACGAUUGGAGUGGCAUUGAACCCAGAAAGCAAUACCUCUCAAAUCUCCUACAGGAUGUAGAUUCAGCCCUAAAAAAAUCAACAGCCAAGUGGAAGAUAGUAGUAGGCCAUCACACAAUCAAAAGUGCAGGCUAUCAUGGUGUCACUCAAGAGCUUGUUCUGCAACUUCUUCCCAUACUUGAGGCAAAUGAUGUCGAUCUUUACAUCAAUGGACAUGACCAUUGCUUGGAACACAUCAGUAGCACUGACAGCGGAAUUGAAUUUUUAACUAGUGGAGGAGGAUCAAAGGCAUGGAGAGGUGAUGUAAAAUGGUGGAAUCCAAAGGAAAUGAAGUUUUAUAAUGAUGGACAAGGCUUCAUGUCGGUCGAAAUUACCCAAACAGAGACUGAUAUAAUUUUCUAUGGCAUUGGCAAUGUCUUGCACAGAUGGUCCACUUCCAAACACCUUUACCCUUCUGUUUAGAUAUCUAAUUAGGUGAUUGUAUAAUUAUCUUUCUUUCCAAAUCUUUGUUUUGGACUUGUCGAUGUAAUGCAAUGGGUGUUUUCUACUAUUCAUAUUAGUUGUAUUUUAAUUGAUGAAAUUGAUCAAAUCAAUUGUGACCUUUGUAAUGGCA
Molecule: messenger RNA, 1212 nt
Organism: Mangifera indica (mango)
Lineage: Eukaryota; Viridiplantae; Streptophyta; Magnoliopsida; Sapindales; Anacardiaceae
Product: purple acid phosphatase 8-like
Molecular function (GO): acid phosphatase activity; ferric iron binding; ferrous iron binding
Source: RefSeq, a predicted model, not a curated record